UGUGACAGUCCCCAUCAUCAAAUUGGUUUCUUUCGGUUUCAGGGGAAAAACACAAAGCAAACUGAAAAACAGGCCCCGAGAAACGCACUGCCCGGAGACAAAAUUCUCCCCUUUUUUUUAUCUGUUCUUACUAAUCAAAAGUCCCUCAGGAAGAGAUAUACCAUGGAUGAUAGCUGCGUUGUCUGUGCUGAGACACUUUUGUGGGUUGCAUAUGGAUCAUGUGGCCAUCGGGAGGUCUGCUCCACCUGUGUCAUUCGUCUCCGUUUCAUCUGUGAUGAUCGUCGUUGCUGCCUUUGCAAGUCUGAAUCAAAUAUCAUCUUUGUCACUAAGGCUUUAGGAGAUUAUACAAGGAUGAUUAAUGACUUUUCAGUUUUUCCAGCUGAUCCAAUAGAGGGUCAAGUUGGACAAUAUUGGUAUCAUGAAGGAACACAAGCAUAUUUUGAUGAUAUGGAUCACUACAAGAUGAUAAAGGCCAUGUGCAGACUAUCAUGCAUUGUUUGUGAUAAGAAAAAUGAACAAAGGAAUGAAGGGUCAAAGAGGAGAGCAGGGUUCAAGAACAUUGAGCAGCUGAGAGGCCAUUUGUUCCACCAACAUAGGCUGUUCAUGUGCAGUCUAUGUUUGGAAGGUAGGAAGGUGAGAUAUGUUUGCAUGAAAUAA
Messenger RNA from Quercus lobata, 657 nucleotides. RefSeq names its product E3 ubiquitin-protein ligase ZNF598-like. Gene Ontology annotation, molecular function: ubiquitin protein ligase activity; ribosome binding. The record is from RefSeq and is a predicted model, not a curated record. Gene Ontology annotation, biological process: rescue of stalled cytosolic ribosome; protein ubiquitination. NCBI's taxonomy places the organism in Eukaryota, Viridiplantae, Streptophyta, Magnoliopsida, Fagales, Fagaceae. The coding region runs from base 163 to 657 and encodes 164 amino acids. The transcript is spliced from 4 exons.